AUGAACAACACCAUCUCGCCGCUUCUGCUACUUGCCACCAUACUUGUUCUAGGAGCUACGACCGUGGGUCUUGUUGCACUGAGGGCCAACAGCAAGCAGGAGGCCAUCAGCACAAAAUACAUAGAGGAGAUCAAAUCCACAAGGACAAAGGGAUUUGUGUUCUUCCUCCUGGUCCUUGUGCUUACAAACAUUUACUACUUCUUCUACACACGGAACUAUCUGGAGGGGGAUGUACCAUCCUUCCUCAAGGCAAUCCACAUGGACAGUCGCUCCCUAAAGAUGCUUGAGCUGUACGUCAGAAACACCCAGAAAAGCUUCCUGUUCUAUGCCAUCGCCCUUGUCGUGCCGCUUGUGUCGUCGAGAAGAUUCAGGGUCUUGGCCAUUGACGAGAAGGCGUCCAUCGCGUUUGUUAGAUACUACUCGCUGUUUGGAAGCCUCCUAUAUCCACUGGUCUUCCACAUCUCCAAAGGAUACGACCUCGGAAGUUACCUGGUGGAGGUCCUGAACAUUGCAGAGACCGUUCUGCUGCUGUCGCUAUAUCUUUUGCUGCUGCUGAAAAUGUGGAAGGUGCACGACGUCCUCUCAUACACCCAGAUCAUCACCAAGUUCGAGAUCGAGGAGGUUCUCAGCAGGACACGCUCCAAAAUUGUUGGCAUUAUAGCAUACCUGUGUCUCGACAUGGUGUCGGGGGCAGCCAGAAUGGCAGAAAUGUUUUUCCCCAAGGAGUACAGCCUGGGCCUCCCGGUCAACUCACUUGUGGAAACGGCCUUCCUUGUAAUCCUGUACUGCUACUCAGUUAAGUUCCUGGUUAUACCGGGCAACGGCAUCUGUGAAUCUAUUCAGCGAAUGGAGGAUAUCAAGAAACAUGUCGUGACCGGGUUCCUGAAUCUCGAGCAUCGGGAUGAGGACAACAUGGUAGACAUUUCGACAAUUCCAGACAUCUAA
Encephalitozoon cuniculi GB-M1 is the source of this 945-nucleotide messenger RNA. RefSeq lists its product as uncharacterized. The transcript has a single exon. Lineage: Eukaryota; Fungi; Microsporidia; Unikaryonidae. The coding region runs from base 1 to 945 and encodes 314 amino acids. The record is from RefSeq and is marked provisional.